Messenger RNA from Nematocida parisii ERTm1, 439 nucleotides. RefSeq lists its product as uncharacterized. The transcript has a single exon. The record is from RefSeq and is a predicted model, not a curated record. Bases 47 to 439 code for a protein of 130 amino acids. Lineage: Eukaryota; Fungi; Microsporidia.
AGGAAGAUCUAUUAUUUUCUUUACGCUUUAUCUUUGUUGUCUUUGGAUGGUAUCUGCUGAUAACUAUCACUCCGAGGGCGUAAAACGCAUUGUAUGCAAUGGAUCAGAACUUAAUGUAAAAUGCACUGGGACUAGAUGGAAAAUAUCUUAUCUGGGAACUGAUGAAUCUGUAUCGAUUGAAGAAACAGGCAAUUCUAUAUACAUAACAGGUGUAGAAAAAACCUUUUAUCCGACGAAGUAUAUGGAUGGGAGUAUUUUAUACCCAGAUGGUUAUAGACUAGUUCUCCACUCAGAUGUUGUAUAUAAUGGUGUUCCCAUAAAAAUAAUUAUAAUGGCUAGUGUGAUAUUUUUAAUUAUUGCUGUGUCAUUUUUAUUAUUCUUAAGGCUGGAAGUAUUCUUUCUUAAAGAAGACAAAUGGCAUAGAAAAUAUUUUGUAUGA